Molecule: messenger RNA, 4353 nt
Organism: Pteropus alecto (black flying fox)
Lineage: Eukaryota; Metazoa; Chordata; Mammalia; Chiroptera; Pteropodidae
Gene: FLVCR1
Product: feline leukemia virus subgroup C cellular receptor 1
Exons: 11
Coding region: 212-1990 (592 amino acids)
Biological process (GO): transmembrane transport; heme export; erythrocyte differentiation
Cellular component (GO): mitochondrion; membrane
Molecular function (GO): heme binding; heme transmembrane transporter activity
Source: RefSeq, a predicted model, not a curated record
UGGGGAGGAUUACUGCGUUUGCGGAAUCCGGAGGUCCGGGUUGCGGUUCGCCUCUCACAGCCGCCUCACUCGGCGGGAGAAAGAGUCGCAGGAGCAGUGGGCCACGAGGUUGGGGUUGGGGUACAGGGAGGGCCCCGCAUGCUGGGCAGGGAGGGGUGCAAGGAGAGGGAGGAGGGCGGGAACGCGAGGCAGCACCCGGGAGCCCGGGGACAUGGCGAGGCCCGACGAUGAGGAGGGGAUUGAGGUGGCGCCCGGGCACCCGCCUGCGAACGGAUAUCUCCCGGUCCCGGGGGUCGCGCCCUCCAGGGAGAUGAGCCCGGAGCCGCAGAACGGGCCCAAAGCUGGCUUGGCCCUGAAUGGGGUCCCUCGGGACAGCCCCGCGGCCACCUCGGGAGCCCUGGGCAGUCGGCAGACUCAGCUGGCUCCGGAGGAGGAGACCCAGGUUCGGCUGCUGCCCACGGGCCCUGGGGAGGAGACCCCAGGGGCUGAGGGCAGCCCGGUCCCCCGGACGGCGCUCUCGGCACGGCGCUUUGUGGUGCUACUGAUCUUCAGCUUGUACUCGCUGGUCAACGCCUUUCAGUGGAUACAGUACAGCAUCAUCAGCAAUGUCUUCGAGGGCUUCUACGGCGUCUCCUCGCUGCACAUCGACUGGCUGUCCAUGGUGUACAUGCUGGCCUACGUGCCCCUCAUCUUCCCGGCUACCUGGCUGCUGGACACCAGAGGCCUGCGGCUCACCGCCCUGCUGGGCUCCGGCCUCAACUGCCUGGGUGCCUGGAUCAAGUGCGGCAGUGUGCAGCAGCAUCUCUUCUGGGUCACCAUGCUGGGCCAGUCCCUGUGCUCGGUGGCCCAGGUGUUCAUCCUGGGCUUGCCCUCCCGCAUCGCCUCAGUAUGGUUUGGCCCCAAGGAGGUGUCCACAGCUUGUGCCACCGCCGUGCUAGGCAAUCAGCUUGGAACUGCAGUUGGCUUUUUGGUACCACCAGUUUUAGUGCCCAACACACGGAAUAACACAGAUCUGGCUCAUAAUAUCAGUACCAUGUUUUAUGGAACAGCAGCUAUCGCCACACUUUUAUUUAUUUUAACAAUAAUUGGCCACUCCAGCAAAGCACUGCUGCCACCAUUCGUCACUGAGUCCUCUCGUCUGAGCCUGUCUCUUGAAGCAGUCAGUCAGAAUCAGCUGCAAGCAGCCAUCAUCAGUUUGGAAGAAGCAUUCAAAGAAAAACCUCACUAUCCACCAAGUCAGGCUCAAGCAGCUCUUCAAGACAGCCCUCCUGAAGAGUACUCCUAUAAGAAAUCAAUAAGGAACCUAUUUAAAAACAUGCCUUUUGUCCUUCUAUUGAUCGCUUAUGGUAUCAUGACUGGAGCAUUUUACUCAGUUUCAACACUAUUAAAUCAAAUGAUACUGACCUAUUAUAAGGGAGAAGAGCUGAAUGCUGGAAGGAUUGGGUUAACACUAGUAGUAGCUGGAAUGGUGGGCUCCAUUCUUUGUGGCUUAUGGCUGGAUUAUACCAAAACAUACAAACAGACUACUCUGAUAGUUUACAUUUUGUCUUUCUUUGGAAUGGUCAUAUUUACUUUCACACUGGACCUUGAAUACAUUAUCCUCGUAUUUGUUACGGGAGGGGUGCUUGGUUUCUUCAUGACUGGUUACCUCCCCUUGGGUUUUGAAUUUGCUGUUGAAAUCACUUACCCUGAAUCUGAAGGUACUUCGUCUGGCCUUCUUAAUGCUGCUGCACAGAUAUUUGGAAUUUUGUUCACGUUGGCUCAAGGAAAACUCACGUCAGACUAUGAUCCUAGGGCAGGGAACAUUUUCCUCUGUGUUUGGAUGUUUGUAGGCAUCAUUUUAACAGCAUUAAUCAAGUCUGACCUGAGAAGACACAAUAUAAAUGUAGGAAUCACAAAUGGCGAUAUUAAAGCUGUACCAGUUGAUAGUCCUACAGAUCAAGAGUCAAAAACUGUUAUGAUGUCCAAGCAGUCAGAAUCAAAAAUUUGAAAUGAAAAGUUAAUAUAUAUGAUAACUGAGCAGUAAGGCUUGGUUUAUAGGUUACGGGAAAUGGACACUUACCUGAAGUCAUUGUAUGACACACUAAAUGCAAUUAUUGUUUUGCUUAAUUGUUAAUUUAAGCAAUAUUUUGCUUGAAGUACUUUUGCUUACAUCAUUUUAACACUACCAUUUAUCUAGCGAGUGUCCCACUUUGAGUCUUCUAUUGUCGAUCUGAAAGUAAGCUUCUUGACAUUUAUUUUUAAAAAGUGUUUUUCUUCUUUGUAAAAUUAUAACGUGGAGGUCUGAUCAGCGUACGUGCAGUUUAUAUAAGAAAAUAUCUGGUAGAAGCAAGUGUACAGUCUGUUCCUAAUCGGCUCCCUUUGCAUCCCUGUGGCCGCUGAGCAAGCUCCCUCAGUGUGAGUGCAGUGCGGCAAGGUGACGCGCUCACCCCCCAGAGGAGUGUUGGUGUGAGACUUCCAGGUGACCGCUAUGACUUUCCCAUUUCUCACAUUCUCGUUACAGAGUGCUUUGUAACAGAUACUGUCAAUGGCCAUAAAAACUAUUCUGUGUACGGACUGAACCCAUGACUUUGGUCUUCAACUUACAUUCUCAUUAAGCUAAGGAGCCAGACGCGGGCUCAUUAUCUUGAGUUCUUUGUGCUGCUUUCUUGUCAUGGUGUAAAUGCUAACACGAUUUUUCCACUCCAAUUUGAAAUAGUUUUGUACCCAUUGGCUUUUUUAAUUGCUUCCUAGUAAGAAAAUUCCAUCUUAUGUGUUACUGGCUUUUCCAUGAUUUCUUGUGUCACAUCUUACACUUCGGCCUUGAAGAUUCCUGAGAUAAGGAAACCGGUGCUCAGCCUCGAGCUUCCCAUUUAGUGGAGGCCUCUUAAAAUGUCGUCUAAUUCUCGGUACCGUUUUUUUCCGACCAUUCUCCUUUGAGAUAUGCUGUGCCCAGGUUUGCGCUCGUGGCUUCUUGUCUUCGCCACAGAACGUGCAGUCUCCAUACCGUGGGAACAGUCCGCUCUUUCAUGUGCUCAGGGUAGGGAGAAUAGGACCAAAUGCAUUUCCACAGUGCCUACCACUGUGUUUUGUUUACAGUGAAAAUGUGAAUGUCGUUUGUGUCCGGACUCUCUAAACUGAUAAGGGCAUAUCUUCAGAGUAAUGACAUUUAAACAGCCAUAGGUAUUAUGCCCACAUCCCAAAAAAAAGGGAAAAAAAAAAAGCCAGUCAGGUAUACCCUUGAAUGAGCAGUUCUGGCUUGGGCAUUGUUGAAAUGCGUUGCUUUCUACUGAAAUGAAAAUUCUCUGUCAUCAACCGAUAGCGAAUUAUGUAAAAUCUGACCUAGGAGAAUGUGUUACGAGAACUUCCUAGCUGGGAAUCAGGGACUCUGGGUCCACGUCCUGGAUCUGGUUCUCUCUGUCCCUGUGAGUUUCUGGGCAGCACUUUCUUCAUCCCUGUCAUAAGUAUGUUCAAUUUGAUCUCUAAUUCUCUUUUGAAUUUUAAAUACCAUUCAUCAUGGGAUAGACCAAAUCAUUGUACUACAGGAACUUAAAUAUAGCUAGAGAAAUUCCCUGGAUAAUUGGAUAAACAACUGUGAUUGUUGCUUUAUGGAUACGGGGAAUAUAAAAUCUGUAUUUAGCCUUUUUAUUCAGUUGGUGAUAGCUCAGGCAGAAUAUGCUGACACAUUAAACUCCUUAGCUGUUUACAUCACAAGUUUUACGGCCACAGAUAUAUUUUAAGGUCCCUCCUCUAAAUAAUUGUUUUCAUUUUUAAACUGUCUGUGUUGUUUAAAAUAAUCAUGUACUUGAGUUCCUGAGAUUUUGAACAAAUUUUAGAUAAAAUUGGAAUACUUUAUUUCCAAAAAGGUUAUACAUAUAUGUCAUGUGUAUUUUUCCUUGUUAAUUAGAAAAAGGAUGAAAUACGAUGUGACAAAAUGUGAAAUGAAUUGAUAAUUUUCUGUAUUUUGAGUUACACUCAUCUGUAAUAUGUCAAACAAGAAUGUCAUAUAAUUCUGUGUCUUGUCUUUGGGAAGUGGAGUUGGGUAACCAACACUUGUGUAAAUUAGAAAGAAACUAGAUGCUUUCAUGUGAUUUUAGAAAGAAAUUGGAUGCUUUCAUGUGAUUUUAGAAAGAAAUUGGAUGCUUUCAAUAGCUAUUGUAUUUAUAAAUGUUGCAAAUAUAGCUUUUGCCUUUUGUGACUGUGGGAGAAAUGUCUUUAAAAAUAUGUCUCUGUAAACCCAGAGUAUUGCUGAAAGAAUGCCCAUCUGUCUGAAAGUCAUUUUUCAUGUUCUAAGUUUUGCUCUUUGUAUUAGUUAUCUAUUCAUGUGUUCUUCAGUAUUUCAGACUUGAAAUAAAUUUAUUUUUUUAAUGUUAA